Molecule: messenger RNA, 936 nt
Organism: Candidozyma haemuli
Lineage: Eukaryota; Fungi; Ascomycota; Pichiomycetes; Serinales; Metschnikowiaceae
Exons: 1
Coding region: 1-936 (311 amino acids)
Biological process (GO): regulation of DNA-templated transcription
Cellular component (GO): nucleus; Rpd3L complex; Rpd3L-Expanded complex
Source: RefSeq, a predicted model, not a curated record
AUGUCCCUGGUCGUCCUGAAUUCAGGGUCUCUUUACAGCACAUAUAUAUCUACGGUCGACCAUCUACCGUGCGAUAUCAUCAGGUCACUAUGGCUCGUGCAGUGGUGUAAUAUUGCUGUUGAGAAAGAAGAAGCACAUCUUCACGAGCUUUUCCUAAAGCAUGGAAACGAUACACAGAAGGUUGCUGCCGAGGAAUAUGCACAGCUGAGGAGAAAGAUCGAGAUUUUAUCGAGGGAAUCAGCUGAAGAGGUGAAUGCGUUGUAUGACCAACUUCGAACACAUGAGAGUAUGCUUAAAGAUGAGAUCAUACAGCUACAACGAGUCGCCGAAGCUCCGGCCACGAAAGACGAAUCCAGUACACAAUCACUACGAAAACAACUUGAGGAACAUUACAAAAGCAAUCCUUUACCCUCACAGACAGAAGCAAUGCGUAAGAGUCUAGAUCAAAAGAAGAAGCCAGACACAAAUGGCAUAAAGCUAAUAUUGAAACUUUCCAAGCACGAUGAGCCACGAGUAAUACGAAAAAGAGGAAGACCUCGUAAGGAUGAGAGUGAUCUACUUCGAAGGAUUCCCACUAAUACAUCUGAUCUAAAGCUAUCGCCAAAGCCAACACCUACGAAGAUACAUAUUAAGCCACCCACGCCCACGAUGAAAAGUUUUGUUCCUGAAACCCUUCCAGAACCAGAACCCGUGGUUGAACAAGAGGAGACAUUUUGCUUUUGUAAACAGCCCUCGCUGGGUGAUAUGAUCGCUUGCGAUAACGACAAGUGCCCCAACGGUGAAUGGUUUCAUUAUAAAUGUGUCGGUCUAUUGAAUAGAGUAGAGGCGCUCAAAUAUGCCACUCAAAAGUGGUAUUGUUCCGAAGGUUGCCGCCAAGCUGGACAAGCGGCACUCGAAAGGAAAAAGAAGAACAAAAAGAGACGGAAGAACUGGUAA